This is a messenger RNA of Sphaeramia orbicularis (orbiculate cardinalfish), 924 nucleotides long. Its product is annotated as olfactory receptor 6N2-like. The transcript has a single exon. Gene Ontology annotation, cellular component: membrane. The coding region runs from base 1 to 924 and encodes 307 amino acids. Lineage: Eukaryota; Metazoa; Chordata; Actinopteri; Kurtiformes; Apogonidae. The record is from RefSeq and is a predicted model, not a curated record. Gene Ontology annotation, biological process: G protein-coupled receptor signaling pathway; detection of chemical stimulus involved in sensory perception of smell. Gene Ontology annotation, molecular function: olfactory receptor activity; odorant binding; G protein-coupled receptor activity.
AUGGAUGUUAAAUCAAAUGUUACAUAUUUAAUACUUGGUGGGUUUGUAGACAUGAAUAAGUACAGGUAUGUUUAUUUUUUCAUCUUGUUCAUGGUGUAUGUUCUGAUAAUGUGCAGUAAUUUUAUUAUUGUUUAUCUUAUUUUGAUUCACAAAGACCUCCAUGAACCUAUGUAUGUUUUCAUUGCAGCUUUGUCAUUCAACUCUGUUCUUUUCAGCUCCGCUGUCUACCCCAAAUUACUGAUUGACUUUCUAUCAGACAAACAGAUCAUAUCUUUGCCAGCCUGUAUCUUUCAAUAUUUGAUGUAUUACUCCUUGGUGUCUUCAGAUUUCUUAUUGUUGGCAGCCAUGGCCUUUGACAGAUAUGUGUCUAUAUGUAAACCUCUGCAGUAUCCUACUAUCAUGAGGAAAAGUACUGUGAGUAUUUUGCUUUUUGUUGCUUGGCUUUGGCCUCUUGCUCAAAUGGCAGGAGCUGCACUGGGUGGUUUUAAGAAACUCUGUACUUUUAGUUUGACAGGAAUUUUUUGUAACAAUUCCAUCUUGAAACUUAACUGUGUCCGUUCAGCAGCACUUGCAAUAUUUGGUUUGUUUUGUUUGAUUAACUUUGCAGUUAUGCCAGUGCUUUUUGUACUUUUUACAUAUGCAAAAAUAUUUAUAAUAACCUAUAAUAGAGGUAGAGAAGUCAGGAAAAAGGCUGCAGAGACAUGUUUACCCCACCUGAUGGUUUUAUUCAGCUUCUCUUGUGUGUGUGCAUAUGAUGUGAUUAUAGCUCGACUGGAAUUAAAUUUUUCCAAAACAGUACGUUUAGUAAUGAGUUUACAAAUGCUACUGUAUAAUCCUCUGUUCAAUCCGAUAAUUUAUGGAUUGAAAAUGAAAGAAAUUUUAAAACACCUCAAGAAUUUGUUUUGUCAAAUCACACAAAAAUAA